AUGACAACACAUUGGAGGUUCUUGGUGGCUGUGACAUUGAUCACAUUAACAUUGUCAAGAGCAAAUGCUGUACCGGCAACUUCAUUGCAACGCAAAGAUGUAAAUCAAGAUCUUGGACCAACAAGUGGCGUACUAAGUGGAGAUUUAGGUAUAGUAGGCUUAAAACGUCGUGAUACUGUAGAUGGUUUAUCAAAUCUUCUUGAUACCAACGGUCUUUACGAUGGUUUAACAGACACUCGCAAACGUUCACCUUUGGUUUUUGAUAGCCCGGUCUCAGUCGGCGGUAGUAGUCAAUCUGCUCCUGGUGCAAAAACUGGUGGUAUUGGCAGCAAAAAGCGUUCACCUUUGCUUUUUGAUAGCCCAGUCGCUGUUGGCGGUAGUAGUAAAUCUGCUCCUGGUACAAGUACUGGUGGUAUUGGCAGUAAAAAACGUUCACCUUUGGUUUGGAAUAGUCCAGUCUCGCUUGGCGGUAGUAGCAAAUCCGGUUCUGGUCUGCAAACUGGCACUGUCGGAAAUAACGGCAAUUAUCAUGGCAGCGAUUCACGAAAAAGGUCUCCUUUAGUGGGAAAUAGCCCAAUCUCGAUUGGAGGUGAUAGUAAAUCCGGUUCUGGCCUUCAAACCGGUGGAGUCGGAGGCGACGGCGGCAACAAGGACAGCACUGAUAGUGGCAGAAAAAGUACUGAUGGCGGCAGAGAGAGUUCUGAUGACGACUCAGGAGAUGGAGUCGGUACAGAGCGUCAUGAUAGUACUGAUGUCAACAUCCAAGACAGUAGCAAUGAAAAAAAACGGUCACCUUUAUUGACGAAUAGCCCAGUCUCUGUAGGAGGUGACAGUGAAAGCGCACCAGCAGCGCAAACUGGCGGCUUAAGCGGCGGCUUAGGCGGUCUAGGAGGACUACUUAAACGUGAUAAAGGCGGCGGUGGUGGAGACCUUUUGAACGAUAUUCCUUUCCUUGGAGGUGGAAAGGGUGGCGACAACAUCAUGAAAGAUAUUCCUUUCCUUGGAGGUGGAAAAGAUGGAGGUGGUGAUAUUUUGAAAGACAUCCCAUUCCUUGGAGGCAAGGGAGGCAAAGAUGGCAAUCCUUUACAAAGCUUAACAAAAGACUUGCCAAUCAAACGUUUGGUCGGCGGACUCUUGGGCGGAGACGGACAAGGUGGCGGUGGUUUGGGCGGCUUGACAUCUGACUUGCCAUUAGGUCUUAAACGUGAUAAAGGUGGCGGUGACCUUCUUAACGAUAUUCCUUUCCUUGGAGGUGGAAAGGGUGGCGACAACAUCAUGAAAGAUAUUCCUUUCCUUGGAGGUGGAAAAGAUGGCGGUGGCGAUAUUUUGAAAGACAUCCCAUUCCUUGGAGGCAAAGGAGGCAAAGAUGGCAAUCCUUUACAAAGCUUAACAAAAGACUUGCCAAUCAAACGUUUGGUCGGCGGACUCUUGGGCGGAGACGGACAAGGUGGCGGUGGUUUGGGCAGCUUGACAUCUGACUUGCCAUUAGGUCUUAAACGUGAGCAUCAUAGAGAGCAUGACCAUGCUGAUGAACAAGAGCAAGGUAGUGCAUCUGGAGGAGGACUUUUAGGCUUGGAUGGAUUGACAGAGGGACUUCCGCUUUUGGGACAAGGCGGCCCUUUGUCUGGUUUAACAAGCUCUUUACCAAUCAAACGUAAACAUAAGCAUGAAGAUGGAAGUGAGCAUUCUGACGAACAUGAGCAUACUGAAGAGCAUGAGCAUUCCGAAGGCGACGCUGAUGCUGAUGCUGAUGCUGGAGCUUCUGGAGGCUUGGGCGGAUUGACAGAGGGUCUUCCGCUUUUGGGACAAGGUGGUCCUUUGUCUGGCCUAACAUCUUCUUUACCACUCCCAAUCAAACGUGGAGGUGGUAGUGAUGGUUUGGAUAUUAGUGGUCUUACCAAUGGGAUCACUCAGGCAUUGCAGAAGGAGGAGUCCCAGAUUGGUUCGGAGAUGAAGCAAUUACCUAUCGGAGGCAAAGGUGACAAGAUGGGUAAAGAGGCUGAACAGUCAAUGAAACAAGCAACAAAUGACUUUUCAAAAGAUAGUAAGCAAGUUGAUGGCCAGGUCAAUAGUUUGAUGAAUCAACUCUCUAAACAAUUUGGAGGUGAUCUCAAAGGAAUGAAACGAAGGAAGCGUUCUGCUUCACUUAUCGAGAAGCGUAACAGUGAAUCAGAAGCACCCAGCGAUUUGCCAAACGGACGUACACAGAAAGAUAGUUCAGACACAGGAGUUCAUUUGUUGGGAGGUGAUGGUGAUGCGGCAAAGUUAAAGAUGGAGGAAACCUCAAAAGAUGCAACAAAUAAUCACGGUUCUGAUAAAGAUAAAAGUGAAUUAUCAAGCAGCGUCGGCGGUGGUCAUAAGCCAACCAAACUUAACCUCGAACACAAGAAUAAAGAAAAAAUGACUGGCCAUGUAGAAGGAACCAAAGACAGGAAAAGCGACGUUGGCUUGCAGACUGGCGGAGGUCAUGGAACAGGCUUAGAUGUCAAGAAAUCCAAAACAAAGAAGACCGAUCAUCAAUCUCGUGGCUGAUUGAUUCGCCUUUGUUUCUUGCUUUUUUUUCCCGUGUAUUCUCGUCUUUUAUAGCAUUUUUUUCGAUUUCUUUUUUCCCUUUCCUUUUCCUGUUUUGUUUUGUUUUGUUUUGUGGAAGGA
Messenger RNA from Meira miltonrushii, 2652 nucleotides. RefSeq lists its product as uncharacterized. Bases 1 to 2532 code for a protein of 843 amino acids. The record is from RefSeq and is a predicted model, not a curated record. The transcript has a single exon. Lineage: Eukaryota; Fungi; Basidiomycota; Exobasidiomycetes; Exobasidiales; Brachybasidiaceae.